CACCUUUUGGAAUCUACAAUUUUCGCUUUCAUCGCGGCUCUCCCUUUUGCCUUCUUUUCCUUGCACGACUUCCGCCCUUCUCACCCAACGUCUUCCUCUUCUCAGGCAGUGUUCAGCUUCACUCUUUUGCUGAACUCGCGCCGUCCGUUCAUUCUUCUCCAGCCACCUGCCACACGUCGACCCGCCUGGAGCCUACCACCGACAUUUUUGCUCGGACUGAUUGCAGCCAGAAGGUGCAUUGAACGCGCAUCCGUAGCUUCGCCAGCCUCCUUGCUACCACUGCAAGGGAAACUUGAGCCUUUCGGACCCAAUCAUCGACUCAAAGGAUUGUAGACAGGCCAACCGCGCUGCGUCUCUCGUCGCGGACUCCGACUCCGAUCACCGACCGGGGCCUCACAUCAGCUUCAUCCUUAAAUCUAUAUUCGUGUGCGCGAUCUAAAGGUUCGCGUUAAAAAGCCACGACUUCUGCUGGGAGGCAGUCAUGGAUUCAACACAGUCCUCCAAUAUUCAUGUUCGUCGCGAUUCUUCAGAUGCGUUCGACGACGACCGACCGUCUUCCGCCACUAUGGGGCACCUUCUCUUCGUCUUCUUUACACUCCUCUUGCUAGCAUCGCUAUGCUCGCUGGCUUUGUUCUUCAUACGCCGUAAACGACUCGUCAAGAAACAGGGUAUGCUGCCGACUUAUCAUCAGCAAGCCUCGCACCAUCGUUCUCCGUCAGUCAGCAACUUCAACACGGGCAAGAACGAAUCAAUCUUUGUCUACGAUGAAAAGAUGAACCUCAUCCACAACUCUUCACCUACUUCAGCAUCAGAUGUGCCGGAGAUUCACAUUACCUUCCCUGACGAAGAGGGCAAUCCAGAUUCUACGCGAAAAGGCCGCGUCGUUGUUGUUCACAUUACCGAUUCUGGCAGUGUCGGCAUGGAACCUGUAGCCCAGGAAAAUCUUCCACCUUAUCAGCGCGAAGAUGCCACCCGCUUCCAGUCGCUCGACCUUGAGAGGAUAGGUGGAUUGAAAGAAAAAGAAUCGUCCGAUAGACGAUGGUCAUGAUCACUCAUAAGUCUUACCCACGCCGAUGGCAGCUGAACGACGCGAGAUUUUUCAAUGGCGACAAGUUGGCUUCUUGAAUUAAAUUAACUUGGAAUGACGGGACAUUGACUAUAACCUCACUAGAUAUGGGUUUCAAUGGACUGGUGUCUUCCGGAUGUCUCAUGUAGCACCACUCCACAAUGAUUGUGGAAGCUUUAUAAUUAUGGCAGGCUUGUUUCACAGAGCCCUCGAAGGGCUGGAUUUGGUACAUAUUGUAUAGUCAAAGGUGCUCAUAUAUCACCUUGCAAGAGCUCUUUAAAUGACCUGUGCUUAAUAUACGUGGCCACCC
This is a messenger RNA of Exophiala oligosperma, 1376 nucleotides long. RefSeq lists its product as uncharacterized. The transcript has a single exon. The record is from RefSeq and is a predicted model, not a curated record. Bases 482 to 1048 code for a protein of 188 amino acids. Lineage: Eukaryota; Fungi; Ascomycota; Eurotiomycetes; Chaetothyriales; Herpotrichiellaceae.